UAGAAUUUAGGUAAGUGUCCUGUAAGAAACUUAACAUGGCCGCUAUGAUGAACACCUCCGAAACCAAAUCACAAGAAACAGAUGAUCGGACACACCUAAGGUUUCAAGUUGAGCUGGAGUUUGUCCAAUGUCUGGCAAAUCCUCAUUAUUUGAAUUUUCUUGCUCAAAGAGGGUACUUUAAGGAGCAGUCCUUCAUUAACUAUCUCAAAUAUCUUCUUUAUUGGAAGAAGCCAGAAUAUGCAAAAUUCUUGAAAUAUCCCCAGUGUCUACAUUUCCUUGAGCUGCUCCAGUAUGAACAUUUUCGUAGAGAACUGGUAAACCCCGCCUGUGCGAAGUUCAUUGAUGAACAGCAAAUUCUCCAUUGGCAGUAUUAUUCCCGGAAAAGAAUGAGGAUCAGUCUACCAAAAUCAUCGGUACAAACAGGUUCUACAGCUGAGGGGGAACCAUCUUGAGGGAUGCAAAAUGUAUACCGAGAAACGUGGGCAAGUUUUGUCAAUAUUGCUUGGACUGAGUUGGCAGAGAAUUUAGAAAUGUGGGUGCACUCAUAUAAACACCAAGCCAAGCACUAGCUCCCACUCAGUUUUUAAGACAUGCCUUUGGCUUGGUUCAUUGGCAGAUGUCAAGGACUUUGUAAUCUUAACAGUUUGCAGAGUUGAUAUGGGACAAUUUUUGUGCAACUUGUUAUUUGGUUAAGCUUUAUAUUCUGAAGACAGUGCAGUAAAAGAUCAGGAGACUGAAUAUUUUGGCAAGCCAAUUUUAUGCUAAGCCAGCCACAUUUUUUUGGUACCAAAAUUAAGGGAGUCUUCCCACCCCUACCUCAUUGCCCUACAAGAUCUGCUACAGCUCUCUUUAAGUCUCAAACCAGGAACACGUGAAAACAGAUUCAAACAGGAAAAAGAAACAUUUACUAGUUGGUUAGUGGCAGGGUUAAUGGUUUGAUCCAAGUUUAAGGAAGCCAUGUCACUGUUUAAUAUUCAGCCUGUGAAAAUCAAUGGAACCUUGUAAGUUGUUUUAUUAUUGGAGUGAUAUGUAAACUCAAAAGUGCUGUAGAUUUUUUAAAAUAAAAUAUUGAGCAAAAUA
Stylophora pistillata is the source of this 1080-nucleotide messenger RNA. RefSeq names its product mediator of RNA polymerase II transcription subunit 31. Gene Ontology annotation, biological process: regulation of DNA-templated transcription. Gene Ontology annotation, cellular component: mediator complex. The record is from RefSeq and is a predicted model, not a curated record. Gene Ontology annotation, molecular function: transcription coregulator activity. Lineage: Eukaryota; Metazoa; Cnidaria; Anthozoa; Scleractinia; Pocilloporidae.